Micropterus dolomieu (smallmouth bass) is the source of this 2691-nucleotide messenger RNA. Its product is annotated as protein FAM83G-like. The record is from RefSeq and is a predicted model, not a curated record. Lineage: Eukaryota; Metazoa; Chordata; Actinopteri; Centrarchiformes; Centrarchidae. The annotation marks the transcript as partial. The transcript is spliced from 4 exons.
UUGCCUGUCAGGGUCACACCUGUCGGGCGGUGCUACCGGCGGGGUGUCACUCACUCUAUCACUUGCUCUCUGUCUGGCCGGUCAACUCCUUCAAGACAAGAAUGGUAAUGGCUGAGUGUUAAUGCACCAUGGCUGCAAAAAGGAAUUGCAAGCGAAGUAGGGAAAUACACGGCGUAAUGUGUAACAAGUCCGGAGCUAAACUGCUCAGCUUUUUAAACCACAGAGGAGGAAUUAAAACGCCUUUAAGCAGCUUUCUUUAGCAAAAGUCUGGAGGAGUUUAGAGGAACUGGCCCGUGAAGCUUUUACAGCUGUUUCUUGUUAGGUAACCUAUUUUGUGCUCGAGACAUGGCUCUGUCCCAGAUACAGUGCCUGGAUGAUAACCAUGUGAACCCGCGGACGCACGAGUCCAAACCGGAGUUCCUGUACUGCGAAGACCAGCGGCUCGCGCUGGAGGCUCUCCUGAAGGAUGGUCGCGAGGCGUUUUUUAAGUACUUGGAGGCUCGUGGCCUGCGGGGCUUCCUCUCAGACCCCGAGCUGGAAACUCUCACCGGGGCGGCGGAGCCCUAUGACCCGGGCUCGGCGCUCUUCCCGGAGAGUGCCGAGGACGACGAGCCCCCGCUGUCACUGCACUACUGGCCCGAGCUGUCGGACACGUCCGUCCCGCAGAUGGACCUGGGCUGGCCGGACAGCGAUGCUUACCGGGGAGUGACGCGCACUACCAUGUACUCGCAGCCACCGCUCGAAGGUCAGGCGCAUAUCAAAGAGAUUGUGAGAAAAAUGAUUGCGCAGGCGCAAAAGGUAAUAGCAGUCGUAAUGGAUGUUUUCACUGAUGUUGACAUCUUUAGAGAUUUGCUCGAUGUGGGUUUUAAGAGGAGGGUUUCUGUCUACAUCCUGUUGGAUCGUACAACACUACCUCAUUUCCUGUCCAUGUGUCAGAGGGCCAACAUGCAUGCUGGACACCUCAAGCACCUUCGUGUACGCUGCACAGAAGGAGUGGAGUUCUACACUCGGUCCUCCACCAAGGUCAGAGGGCGAAUGGGACACAGAUUCAUGUUUAUUGACGGAGACAAAGCUGUGUCUGGGUCGUACAGUUUCACUUGGAUGUCAUCGCGGCUGGAGAGAAAUCUCAUCACUGUGGUUACAGGCCAGGCAGUGGAGGCCUUCGACAGGCUGUUUCGUUUCCUCUAUGCGACCUCCAAUUUGGUGGAUGUCCGGCAGGUCGCCACGGAGCCUGAACCGGAAGUGGAGCCCCCCCCACAGCCAGCCGCAGUGACCCCUCCUUCUGCUGCUCUUGCUAGGAAACUAUACAACCCCAAGUAUGCCCUGGUUACUUUAGGCAACCCCAGUCCCACCCCUCCCGCUGGCCAAAACAGCACCAAAGAGACUCAAAAUCCAGAGGUCCCAGAAACCAAGAAAAGGGGACGGAGGAGAGCUAGUAAGGAAGCAAUAAAGGAGGCUCCCCCCAUCCACCCUGGACUCACCAACCUUGAGAAAGCAUGUUUGAUGUCAUAUCUGCCCAUCUGGCCAGAGCCUGACCCCCCCAGUGAUGUAAUUGGGUUCAUUAACAUUCGUGAUUCCAGCAAACCAACUCAGUUCCACCUACAGAGAUCUGAGAUGUUUGAAACCAGCCAAGCGAUCAGGUUUAGCAGUCCAUUCAGUAUGCCUAAGGAAACCCUGCCAGAGGUCGCCAAGCCCAGGAAGCCUACUGACAAACAUGAGGAAAUGAAUAAACUCCAACCAGCACAAGACAACACCAAGGCUGAGGAGGUGGUGGUAGACAGAGCUCAGCCAUCGCAACUCAAUGCAGGGCCUGGUGACAUUGAAAGUAAAGCAGAGGCAGGUGAACACAAAUCACCUGCAUCUGGGCCUAAGUGUGAAUCUGACACUACUAAGACUCUCAACACUGAGAAUAAACUGCAUUCCAACACACCCACCAACCAAGAAGCAGGCCACAACACCACGCCUCACCUCAAUGCACACGCACCUCCCCAAUCCAGCAGCAAAGCAUCCAGUCCUAACGCUGGGAGGCCGUCACACACCACGCAAACUGUCACCACACAUCCUCAGCCCGACUCCCUCCCUGGACUGAACACCAAAAAAGAAGCAGAAACUAGUUUAAGAUUACAGAGUGCUGUUGUGCAAACCACACGCAAGCUGAAGCCAGACAGUACACAACCUGCACUACCGCGUGGUCCCACUAACUGGAACUCAAACACAGAACAACGCGCACAAACAAAGACGAUGUUGCCACAUUCAGAUUCACACGCAGAGGCUGUUCACGUGCAGCCACAAAACUCCUCUGAAAUGACUCUUAACACCCAGAAUCCCACCGUCAACCACUACGUGUCCUCCUCCUCUACCUCUGCCAUGUGCCCUCAGUUUGUCAGCUCUACCUCUCUUUCUGAAAAUAACCAUGGCUCCAUUACUACAAGCACAGCUACCAGUGCCUGUGCUCCUUCCUCCAUCAGCUCUCCUCCUUCCCUUCCUCAUCUUACCUCUUCUUCUACAACUCUUAAUCCUCCCCUCCCUUCCGCCUCAGCAUCCCCAUCUUUGACCUCAACUCCCCCAAUCCCUAAACCUCGUACCAUACAGCUGGUCAUCAAAGACGGCGUCAUCAGCAAUGACCAGAUGCUGCCGGAGUUCAGUGUUGUCCGGAGGCCUGCGACCAGCACAGGGGCGCUAGGGGUCCAC